ACACUUUACCAUUGCAGAAGCUAAAAUGGAAACCACAGUAGCGGCCGUGAUGCGUGGAGCCCAUCCGGAACGCGAUGGACCUACUUUCUUCAAACCCUAGAUCUAAUCCAUGUGCAUCUGCAAAAGAAAGCUGAAACCUUGAAUGCAAGCAUAGGCAACAAAGGAAUCUCCCGAGGACAGAGCACAAGCUCCGACAAUGGCUAUCCCCCUCACCUCAAGGUACUUCCCCUUCGUCCUCGCCCUCCUCCUCUCCCUCACCAACUUUGCCCUGAGAGCACUAGCAACAGCAACGCCUAUUUCCUUCACCUUCGACCAUUUCCCUAAAAAUGUCACUUUGGACUCCGCUAUAGCUCUCUACGGCGAUGCCGUGGUUGAAGAUUCGACAGUUAAAAUGAUCGGCGCCGGAAAGGUCCUUUACAGGAAACCCUUCAAGUUCCUCCGGGGAAGGGGAACGCCUGGGUUCUCCACCUAUUUCUGCUUCUCCCUUUCCUCUUCCGGGGCCAAUAACCUAGCUUUCUUUCUCGAUUCAGCUGAUUCGCGACUGUUUGGACUGUCAAAAAACGUUCUUUUGGUGGAAUUUACUAGCAAUGCAAGCCGUGGUCACAUCGGGAUUAGUGUUGGUCGUGAAUCAAGCGCUGAAGGCUGUAAAUUUUCUUCGGGUGAUGUAGAUGUGAGCAGCGGAGGGAAGCUACAUUCUUGGGUCGAGUAUGAUGGGUUUUCAAAGAGAAUUGAAGUGAGGUUAAGCAAAUUUAGGGCUUGGAGACCUGCGAGUCCAUUCAUCUCCUGCCCAGUUGAUAUCUCGAGUGUCUUGCAGAUGGAGGCACUUCUAGUGGGUAUAAGCUCAUCGAGUGAUUAUUUUCUUUCUAAGGAAAGAAAUUCAAAUAAUGGUAGCCGUAUCUACUCUUGGAGCUUUGUAGUUACGCAUGGAGCUCCUUACCUGAUGCAUUCUGAGCCUCUGGAUCCUCGUGCAUACAUGGUGGCUUCUGAAAAUGGAUCCGGCAUUCAUCAGAGAAAUAAUUACAGUAGGAUGAAUGUCAUGGCAUGGUUGUUUGGUCUUGUUUGUGGUGCAUUGAUGGCAUUCAUGGUGAUUUUUAUGAGGAAUGUGAUUUCUUGCCGGAGUCCUGUUGCUGCUGUGGAGUGUUCUGUGCACCCUGUGGAAGCUGACUAUGAGAAGGCUGUGAUGGUUGGUGAAAAAGGUACAAAAACUGCUCCAACUUAAAAUGAUAAUGGAGGCCUGUUCUCUUCACUGUAAAUUAAGUUGCAUCUGUGUUUUAGUUAGUAUUUGAAUGUGUUGUAUGAUGGAAAAUGUAGCUUUUGCGUGAAGUGCUCGCAAAUGCUGCAAUUUCCAUGAGAAAGGAACUCUUGUAACAACAAACUCUUUGAUGCCUAAAGGUAGAAGCAGUGAUGUGUGCUACUGUCCCAUUUACAAGUUCAUGAUUGUAGUAAAUGCAUACAUUUACUCAUUCGACAUAAUUUUCUGGUCAUUGUUCGUAUUGAUGUUCUCUGAUCAUUUUUAAAUGGCAAGUUAUGAGUAUUUAUUUCCUUCAUAGCU
This is a messenger RNA of Dendrobium catenatum, 1552 nucleotides long. RefSeq names its product L-type lectin-domain containing receptor kinase VIII.1. The transcript has a single exon. Gene Ontology annotation, molecular function: carbohydrate binding. NCBI's taxonomy places the organism in Eukaryota, Viridiplantae, Streptophyta, Magnoliopsida, Asparagales, Orchidaceae. The record is from RefSeq and is a predicted model, not a curated record. Bases 197 to 1219 code for a protein of 340 amino acids.